AAUAUUAAAAAAUUCUUCAAUUAAUGUUAUAAUAAGGCCUCUCUAAGAACCAGCUACUACAGUUUUUGCUCCAAUCACUUGUGAAUGGUAGUACUUUAUCUCCAGCUGAUUAAAUCAACAUACAUUCAAUCCCUUAUUUUAGUAGUUACAUAGCCCCACUGUAUUUAUCCUCCCAGCACUCCUGUGAGGUAGGGAAGUACUACUGUCCUCAUUGUAUGGGGUAUAGAGGCACAUGUUGAGCAAGUGACUUGUCGAUAGUCCCACAGGAAAUCUGUGGUGAAGCAGGGAAUCCCAGGCUAGUAUCCUAACAGCUGGGUCAUCCUUACUCUCCUGCUUUUAACAUCUUAUCUGAUUUGGCUUUAAUAAUUGUCCUUGUUUCCCACAUUUCCCUCAGUUAGAAUACCAUGUUCUGAAAUAUUGUCUUUAAGCCAUAUGAUUGCCCUUUGCAAACCGUCCUGCAAAAUAUUUCUCUGGUGUGGUUGCUCACAUUCAGUCACUAGCUGUUGUGGACUGUCUUAUUAUAACAAUAGGAUAUAGCUACUUUGUUGGCCUACUUGAAAGAAUAACUUUGAUUAUCUCCCACUGUUGCUCUGACUACUUUUCUUUUCUACACUCCGGGUGACCUCAUCCAUGCUCUUGGUGAAUGUUAUGUAACCAUUGCUCUCUGCUGCAGACUAAUGUAAGACUGGUUGGGAUGGAGAACUACAUCUCAGCCUGUCUUACUGAUAUCUUCUUCUAGCUGUUCUACCAAAUCCUCUCACUAACCUAACUUCUCAUUUUUUCCUCCUAGGCUAUCUCUUUUCUUAUCACUGUUGAUAACUUCACUAUCCUCCCCAUCCCUCAUGUUUGCAAGCUGUUUGACAUAACUUUUUAAAACUCGUCCCAUAGUCAUAGUAUAAGGGGAGGAUAUAUUGGUUUCUCUUGUUUCCACCCAAUUGAAUGGAUGGGUCUUUAAUAUUCGAAUUAUCGUGGGAAAGCUAACUCAAAUGAGAAAUACUUUGUUAUGAAAACUGAGGUGAGUUUUGUGUGUGUGUGUCCAAAACCUCAUUUUGAUUGCCUGUUUGAGCCUUUUUGAUGUCACAGCUAUGCAGCAGCUCUUAAGUGACCAUCCUGAAGAACAGCAGCUCCCUUCUUCUGCCUUACUCAGAUGGCAAAGAUAAGAGAUUAGGAAGGAGGGGGGAGUUUAGAAGAGGCUUGUGGCUAGGGUGAGGAGACUGUGAAUGAAGGAUAAGGGGCUGAAAAUAUAAUGAAACCUCCACUGUGCCACCUUAUUUCAGAAGAAAUGUAUGUCCCUUGUAGGUCUUUUUAAAUGUACUUAUGAAUGUAAAAAGGAAGUAGUAGCUAUUGACUAGUUCACAACACUUCAGUAGAGAUGAACUGGUAAAUUUAUAAAUAGCUGUUGCAAGGGUGAGGAGAGCAUGUGGAGGACAGCAAAAAGGGAAAGUGACUGUCUGACUAGAUAAAGGAAGCAUUUACCUUUUCUAACUUUAAACAAUGUACUCCAUGUUCCUUUUUUAAUCGUUUAUUAGGAACUAAUUAUUACAAUAGAAAUAAAUAUUUUAAAUGACUUUUUUAAAACGUUAACAGCAGUGACCCCCUGCAAGGGCUGCGGUAGGACAGUGUUAGUAUUGCCGUAGCGCUCCUUUUUAAAAUACAUCCUGAAAUUGUGUCCUAGCAGUUUACAGAUGUAAAUUCCAUAGUCGUGCUCAAACUGUGCUUACAGCGCUUGCGAACGUUCGGGGGGUUGUGUUUUGAUGUCUCUGCCUCAUCUUCCUCCCAGCCACUCUUGCCUCUUAUUUUAAUACUUUAAAAAAAAUCACGUCCCUUCUUUCCGUCACUGCUCAAAGGGGGGGAUCGGGCUGCACAGCCUUCCCCCGUGAGUGCUUCCCCCGCCCCCUCGGCCCCGCCUCCCGCUUAGCCUGGCCGCUGCGUGUCUGUCUCAUUCAUCGGGAGCCAGCGACGGAGCCUGGCGGUCCCAGCACGGUCGCGCUCUCCUAUGGAGCUGCAGUCGGGACCGAUCCGUCCGCGGGGGAUGCUCGGCCCUGCCCGGGGUGCGAUCUGCCCUGAGCCGCUGUGAGGAGCAGAGGGGGUCAGCAGGUACCACCAUGUCCCUGCCGCCCAUCCUGCCUCCCCCUGCCCCGGCCGCUACCCCCGCCGCCCCCCGAGCGCUGCCCAGGAAGCCGGCGGCCCCCAGGAAGGCAGCGCCGCCGCCGCCGCCCGCCGAGGAGAAGCCGCUGAGGAAGCCGCGCGUGGCGCCCCCGGAGCGAGCCGGUCCCUUCCCGAGCUCCUGGCCCUGCGCCUCCCUGCAGAGGCAGCAGCCGCGGAGGCCCGCCCCGGCCCCGGCCCCGCCACAGCCCCGCGGCCGCCCCUGCGAGAGCCUGUGCGCGGCGGCGGGGCCGGAGGCGGGGGCUGGAGAGGCCGCUGUGCACUUCUCGCUCAGCCUGCCCCCCGAGGCUGCCCUGGUGCUGCAGCGCCGCAGCCUGGAGAAGCAGCGGGGGCGGCCGAGCCCCUCCGCCGGCACCGAGCGCCUCCUGCCGGGCUCCCGCAGCAAGGCGGCCCCGGCGGCGGGGGGCUCGGCGCGGAGGGGGGCCCGGGCCGGACCGGGGUCCAGCCCCGGGGACCUGCGCGCCCUGCUGAAGAUCUCGCUGCUGAACGAGCGGCACCGCUACGACGACGUGGAGUACGAGGAGGAGGCGGCGCCGGGGGCCGCGGCGGACGAGGGGCUGGUGCGCAAAUGCACCGAGUGGCUGCGCGGGGUGGAGAGCGCGGCCGGCCGGGACCUGGCCGACAAGCUGGAGACCCUGCCCCACCUGGGGGCCCUCUGAGCUUGGGUGGCACCUGCCCGCCCAGCCGCACGCACCCAGGGAGCGCUCAGCCCCCGCCCCUCCUCGCAGCAAUAGCCGGGGGGCUCCCCCUGUGAUGUGCCCCCUUUCCCGCAUUAACCCCCCCGGGAAGCUGGACAGCACCGUAUCCUGCUCCGCAGCCACCUCACGUGCUCGUCUCCCCAGACUCAGCCACAGAGAGCGGAGUUUUGGUGCCGGGUUUAACCACCCGCCCUGCUGCUAUCCCCGUCUGAGGAAACUGACUUGCGCUUUGACCCCGUGGGGGCUGGCGGCUGUUCCAGACCUACAUAAACGGGAAAAAAAAAUGUAUUUAUAGCUGCUAUGCACUGUGUAUUUUCAUCCACAUCUUGUGGGGAGAGAAAAAAGGGGGGGCUGACUAAUCAGUGUUGUAUAGAUGCUUCUCCUGAUUGGCUGGGCUGCUGGAUGCUUUUUAUCUGAAAUCAGGAGACAGCCUUUCUAGCGGAUGAUGGACAGGAUGGGGAGGUUAAAACCUGCAUGUGGAGGUGUUUGAAUGUGAUCAAAUAUGAUAUGAGCAGAAACAGAGACAAACGUUCUGAGCUAGUUAAUUUACUGUAAUUCAACAGGUGCUUUAUCUGCUAUAUUCACUUCCCUGUUUUUUGUAGCAAAAGCUGACUCCUGACAUUUGCAAGAAUUGUUUAUGAUCUGUGGGUUAGGGUAGGGAGAGGAAAAUGGGAGAAACUUGUUAAAACUAUAGAGCCUUUAUCAGAAACUAUCACAAAAGUGUCUUUGUGUUAAACAACAAAGGGCAGUCAAUCAAAAAAAAAAACAAAAAAAACGCUGCGCAAUACAGGCUCUCAAGACAAAAUGUUCAGUUACUGAAGGAUAAAUGUAUUGAUUUCCUUUUGAAAAUAAACUACUUUUGUAAAUA
Molecule: messenger RNA, 3732 nt
Organism: Gopherus evgoodei (Goodes thornscrub tortoise)
Lineage: Eukaryota; Metazoa; Chordata; Testudines; Testudinidae
Gene: PRR18
Product: proline rich 18
Exons: 1
Coding region: 2106-2825 (239 amino acids)
Source: RefSeq, a predicted model, not a curated record